AUGCUUAUUGACUUGGGCCCUCCAAAAGGCUCAAUCAAAACAAAUGCUGCACACGAAAAUCAGGAAGCAUGCCCCUUACUCGUGGAAAAUGCCCGAGAGGAAGCACGACGAAAGGGAAACGACGAGAUGAACGCCAAGCAAAGUUCAAAGACACUGAAGAUUCUUGGUAGCGAACCAAUCAAAANCCAAGUAGCCGAUCUCUUACUGGUCUUACAUAUAACAAAGUUUGAUCAGAUUUUUUAUAAGCAAUUCUUCGAUCGAUUUGGUUGGCAAACAAACGAAGAUGACUACGAAAUAAUACAGGCGGAUCGUUUUUAUAACGAGCGAUCUGGCGAGUACGUUGACGAUGAUUACGAUUCAAGUGAUUCAUUUAUCGAUGAUCGCGAUGAGGAGGAUGUUUCAAUUGGAACCUUCCAAGAUAGUUCAUCCCACGGCACUACGGAAACACAACAAACUGCAACCAGUAGUAAAUCUUCUGAAGCGGCAAACAGUAGCGGAAAAAAUUUGUUGAGAAAUGGUCAGACAAGUCAACAAUGGGUUAAGAACCGCGGUAGAGGUACAGUCGACGUACAACUCGAAUUUGGUGCACUCUCGUUUGCGUUUACUCAGUAUCGAGUCCAGAACCCGUACACACCCAACCGAAACGCCAAUCUUGAUUUUUUCGCCGAAAUUUAUCGCGUUCCGAAAGUAAUACUAAUGGCUAAUUCGAUCGCACUGAAUGUUCCAUUCGCUUGUUUGAGAGAAGCUUUGGAUAAAGCAGGCAGUCGAACUUUGAAAAUGUUCAGCGUUGGAAUUCCUCAUGAAUUAUGCGCUAACUUUCAUCCAAACAGAACACCAUUUCCAGACGUAAUUCGAAUCCUAGAAAAUAUGGCGUACUUCGUUAAUCCUGUUUGGAAGCAUCAAGACGUACAGUUACAUGUGAUGGUUGAUGUUUAUUUACCAGAUCGUAUCGCACGUCUGUUGGAUCGUGUUACGGUUGCGUUUACGGCUGCUGAGCAUAUCCGUAUACGGGUCGAAACGGCUAGAAUUACGGAUAGGCCAUUCUACAGAUGCCCACGAACACGCUGGGUUUACGCAAUCAGGUCACAACAUUUGCGUGUUCUUGAUCUUACAGUUGACGCUGUUGUAUCCCGGCUGCCGCAAGAAUUAUGGCAAAUGACGUGUCCAACGAUGGAGGAAUUCCAUCUAACUCUGUCUGGGAUUCGUUCGCCCCACAGCGGAUCUAUCAAGACCAAUUUGUUCAGUUUACUUACAUUCCUAACGAAUGAAUGCAUUAAUCCACGUAUGCAUACGAUCGUCUUCCAACUCAACGCACCAAUGUUUUUUACUCUCUCGGAAAAUUACCGUGAACUGAUGUUGCGCAAAGGAGAUCGUCGUCUACGCACUCUGGGUAUUGUCUGUAAACCGCCGUCACAGUGUCGUUCUGUACGAAUAAUGAAUGAGAUCGAGAAAUUGUAUGUGGCGUCAGCGAAACGACUUGAGCGUUUAAUAAUGGAUGUUCGGUUGCUUGGUGAAUUGGACUCGCAGCAGAUAGCGUAUCUGCAGGAUGUUUUAGAGAAGUGUCAGUUGGAAGCACGACUUGCGCCUGACGAUUGCAGAUACAUGGAUGUCGAUCAGUGUAGAGAAUCUUCUUCUCUAUUCGCACUUGAUUCAGAUUAUUGUGACGACUCAGAUGUGCACAGUGAAUCACCAUGCUUAGAUGAAGGUGGUGAUGAAGUUCUGCUGUGUUCGGACUAUUCAGAUCGUGUAAUUUUGCCAUUGGAUGGAGUUAGUCAAUCGUCAACGCAAGAAAUUUUAUUAACUCGAAAGGCGAAGAAAAACUCUUUUUUGCAAUCCUUAAUGAACUCCAAUUCUGAUGAGGAUGAAAAUGACGCGGACAAACCUGGACCGUCUGGACUGAAUCAGCGAGCACCACCAAAAAAUAACGAAUCACAGAAAUCUGUGACAAGACAAACUGGUUGUGUGAAUGAAAGCGGCGAUAUAUAUGAGAAUGAUCUUUAUUUGACGCCGAAAAAAAAGAGACGACGCCGAAGGAAUAUUGAUACUUCAGAUAGCGAUGAUGACAGUUGGAAUGAGGGUUCAGUCAGAAAACGGAUCUCAACCAAAUCAAGAAGCAAAAAUCUGAUUCCACUAUCGAAAAGUGUCACGAAACGUCGCAUAAAUCUUCGAUCGGAUGACAGUAAUGGAUUAUUACGUUGCAAACGAAUCUUAUCGUAUGAAUCAGAAACCGCCAAAAAACCACAGCAACAAAACAGCAAAAAUCGGAGGGAUCGUAACGAAGAUGUAGGCGAAGAGGAGGAAGAGAGCGACAGUCAUUCUUCGCAGUCAGACGAAUGGACACCGCAGAGUCGUCGAAGGUCGCCGAAAAAAUCAUCACGUCAUCGAAAAAAAUAG
Anisakis simplex (herring worm) is the source of this 2394-nucleotide messenger RNA. NCBI's taxonomy places the organism in Eukaryota, Metazoa, Nematoda, Chromadorea, Rhabditida, Anisakidae. The record is from the annotation of a GenBank genome assembly.